This is a messenger RNA of Corythoichthys intestinalis (scribbled pipefish), 3021 nucleotides long. RefSeq names its product pumilio RNA-binding family member 3 (gene pum3). The record is from RefSeq and is a predicted model, not a curated record. The transcript has 20 exons. Gene Ontology annotation, biological process: regulation of translation. Bases 408 to 2414 code for a protein of 668 amino acids. NCBI's taxonomy places the organism in Eukaryota, Metazoa, Chordata, Actinopteri, Syngnathiformes, Syngnathidae. Gene Ontology annotation, cellular component: nucleolus. Gene Ontology annotation, molecular function: mRNA binding.
CGUCUGGAUCUUCACAGUUCUUUUUGGGUUUCUCUUUAUAACUGAGAUGAGAAUAAGUUGGUUAACAUUGAACAAAUCAUUAGAUUCAGUGUUACGUUAGGUCUGCAAGGAUAUUACACUUACAGGUUGUCCCAUUCCUGCUUUCUCUUUUCAAUCUUGGCACGUGCCUGUUCAGCUUUUUCGGCGGCCUUUUUUAGCCGCUCUAUCUGCCGAUCAGCCAGCUUUACCAGAGAAGAUCGAGUCACCAGAACCUGUGGCAAAUCUUCCUCUGAGUUUGAUCCCUGGAUUUUCUACGUUCAUCUGGAGCAGCUUCAAUGUUGCUGGUGCUACUGUAACCGUUCUGUUGUGGGAUCUGCACUAAAGAAAGCGCUGGAACAUGACUUUUUCUUCUCAGCUUCCUGAGACAGAUGGGCUUUCUCCAGCUUCUGUCUGACCAUCUCUAUGCUGCAAGAAUGGAAGCAAAACCCAAAACACCAUUUUCCCCUAAAGGAGGGAACAAGUUGAAAAAGAAAGGGAAGGAUUCUCCUGGAACAGCACCUGGCGGUAGGCCAAAUGGUAAAAAGCCCUUCAAACCUUACAACAAGAAGGACACAAAAGGUAAAAUGGGGAAGAGUGGAGAUAACGCCAAGAAGAAACCUGCCUUUGUUAAAGGUGGAAAAGGACCAAAAAGAAAACUACCUAUUGACAAAAUGGAUGGAAACGAUAAAGAAGUUGGAGUUCCCCAGGCAAAGAAGCUCAAAAAAGGUGAAAUUACACCUAAAAAGAAGAAGCAGGGAGCGCAUCAGACAGAUGAAGAGCUGAAGAAAAACAGGCUGCAGAAGAAGAAAGACCUGAAGAAGAGCAGACAACAAGCAGAUCGAAAGGAUAUGUACCAGAUCAUCAAUCAGGCCAAACAACUGUGGGGAGACCUAAGAACGAAGAAAUGUGACAGUGAUUUGAAAAGGAAGCUAAUGAAGGAUCUUCAUGACCUGAUUAGAGGGAAGUAUAAACAGAUGGCGUAUGCUCACGACUCUGUACGAGUGCUGCAGUGUUUUAUCCAGUGGGGUAGUCACGAGCAGAGACAAGAAGUGUUUGAUGAACUUAAAGAUGAUGUCAUUGAUUUAUGUAAAUCACAGUAUGGCAAACACGUGGUGAAGAAGUUACUGAUGUAUGGGAACAAGGAACUGGUAGCGGCUGUGAUGCAAACCUUUAAAGGUAACGUGCGACCACUGCUUCGCCACGCUGCCGCUUCCGCAAUCAUUGAGUACGCCUACAACGACAAAGCUGUGCUUGCACAGAGACUCAUGCUAACUGAGGAACUGUAUGGCAAUGCCUUCACCAUCUGCAAGACAUCGAUUUGCAACACCAUCGAGAAGGUGGCAGAGGCUAACCCUGACAAGCUGAACCAAAUCAUCACUGAUAUGAAGCAAAUUCUUACCCCAAUGGCACAGAAAGAGCAGGUCAUCAAACACUCUCUAGUCCACAAAGUCUUCCUGGACUUCUUCCUCUUAAGUACUGAUAAACAACGAGCGGAGAUGAUUGAGUCAAUAAGGGAGUCCGUUGUCUACAUGGCUCACACCCACGAUGGAGCUCGAGUGGCCAUGCACUGUCUGUGGCAUGGUACUGCUAAGGACCGAAAAGUCAUCAUCAAAACAAUGAAGACAUACAUGGUGAAGUUUGCUACGGGGGAGUUUGGUCAUCUGGUUCUUCUCGCCAUAUUUGACUGCGUGGAUGACACCAAACUGGUCAAACAGGCUGUGUUAUCCGAGCUCAUGUCCUCUUUGGAAGAAGUCAUCAGUAACAAAUACGGCAAGAAAGUUCUGUUGUACUUGCUCAGCCCAAGAGACCCUGCUCACCUGCUGCCUGAAAUCAUUAAGGUGCUGGAAAGCGGAGAUGGCAACACACACAGUAAAAAGGACACAACUCUCAGAAGGAAGGAGCUCCUGGAGGUCGUUUCCCCGCCGCUGCUCGAUUAUCUCCGAGACAAUGCUGCCGCCAUGGUCAUGGACAAGGCCACCAGCGUGACGGUUAGUGACAUCCUUGCAUCAGCCUGCGGUGACUUGCGGCCCGCCAUGGUAGCUGUAGCUCAGCUGGCCAAUCAGGAGCUGGUACCAGGAGGUGUCCAAGGACAGCUCCACAUGGCGGAACAUCCCGCUGGACACUUGGUGCUCAAAUGGCUCAUAGAACAGGAUGUCAGUCUGAUCGAAGCUGGGAAAGAAGAGCGCUUUUCAAGGAUCUUGGUGGACACUGUUGGGAUGGAAAAUCUGAGGAGUUGGAGCAAAGUCAACAGAGGAGCCAUGGUGCUUUGCAGCCUCCUGAACAGUUGUGACAAGUCUGUUGUGGCAGACGUGAAGACAGCUCUGCAGGACUUUGAUCUUGAUGGUGCAAACAGCAGCAAGGGUGCUGAAAUCCUGCUGGAAAACUUGAGAAAAUAGACACUAUCAUACCAAUGGCAGAGCAAUAAUUUGAAUCAAAGUACCGUAGUUGCAAACCGGGACAGUCAUGUUAUCAACUGGUGAGGAUUGGGUCUAAAUUUGUUGUGCAAGAUAUUUAACACCUAAAAGUGGCAAACAGGUCGGACACAUAACUUGUCCAUCUAUGGGUGUGUUUCCAAGUUAAUAAGGCUCAUCUAUUUGGAGAGACUGAAAGUUUAGAUGAGCUUUGAAUUGUGUACAGUCAUCUAAUUGAACCAACACACCCAAACAAAUGAUGCAUGCAGCGUACGAUAAUAUGCUAAGCUAAAUGAGAAGGUUUUGGCUAGAAGACGAAUCAAGUCAGUCAAUUAGCCAAAUAGGCUGCUUUCCCAAAAACAUCAUUUCAAAACUGUGACCUAACAUAAAGGCAGUCUUCUGCAUCCAGCUUGAUCUGCUCUGUGUAAAUAGGUUAUUUGGUAUGAGACGAUUGAAAAAGUUAGAGAAAUUGUAUUCAGCUGUAAUGUUCUAAUGUAAAGUAUUAACCUUUUUUUGUCCUUUUCAUGACAAAUUGAUUUUUUGUGAUACUAUAAUACACAAAGCUGAAAUAAAAGAUACCCAAAGACUUUUA